Molecule: messenger RNA, 1572 nt
Organism: Guillardia theta CCMP2712
Lineage: Eukaryota; Cryptophyceae; Pyrenomonadales; Geminigeraceae
Exons: 16
Coding region: 1-1572 (523 amino acids)
Biological process (GO): dephosphorylation
Cellular component (GO): cytosol
Molecular function (GO): phosphatidylinositol-3,4,5-trisphosphate 3-phosphatase activity
Source: RefSeq, a predicted model, not a curated record
AUGUCGAUAAGCAAGUUCGAGGAACUUUCGGCAUCAAGUAGCAUGCGCCAGCGCUCCUCUUUCACUCUCCACGAUUCGUCUCAAGGCGAGAUGAACGCUCCUCAAGCAGACGGCACCUCGGAGAGUCUCGCUGCCCCUGCACCAGCAUCGCGCCCAAGGUCAUGGUCGCAAGUCAAGUCUCUCUGGGCAGGGCAGAAGAUGAGAACAACUCUCAACGGUUUCAACAUCGACAUGGCGUAUAUCACCCCUCACAUCAUCGCCCUUGCCACCCCUGUCGACAACAAGCUGCAGAAGUUCAUGAAGAAGGAUUCUGUUGAGGAGAUCAAGCAGUACUUUGAGAUGGAGCAUCCGAACAAAGCCAAGUUCUACAACCUGGACGGGGAAACAAACUCUUCCUUCCUCAAAACGUAUGAGUUCAACGGCAAGAUCACGCAGGAGUACGCCUUCCUCAAGAAGGAGGUCACCUUGCUUUCUCGCAUUCAAAGCUUCUGCAAGGACCUUCAAACUUGGCUCGACGCUGAGGACGAUAACGUGGCUGUGAUCAUGUGUGCAUCGGGAAGAAACCGAACAGGAUUGAUGAUUUGCUCGUUUCUGAUUUACGCAUGGCCCAAUGAAUUCCAAUCGGUCAGGGAGGCGAUUGAAUUUUAUGAAAAGAUGAGAAUGAAGGAUGCCGAAGCAUUUGUAUACAACUGUCAUCGAAGAUACAUCGGAUAUUUUUUUACCAGAUUCGCUGCGAAUCCCUCUUCAGUGGACCUUAGCAAGUUGUGCCUGACAUGCGAUGGUUUGGACAUGAACAAGAUCAGGAUUGAAAUAUUUCUUUUGAACGUGUUCAGCAAGAAAUCUCAAGAUCAGAAUGAGCUUCAGCUGCUUUGGUCUUCGAAAGGGAAAGAUGCAGGGUCGAUGAAAGGAGGCCGGAAAUAUCUCAUUAUGUCGCUGACUGAGCUUUUAACAAUGGCGGGGGACAUCAAAAUCUCUGGAAGGAAGUUCUCAGUUGGCCCUUUCUACGAGAUUUGCAGUUUGUGGUUCAAUACUGGUUUCAUCGAUCAUAGCCCUGUGGUGUGGAACAAAACUUGCUUCGAUUUCGCCGAUCAAGACAGCAAAGCGAAAGUCCCGUUCGACUUUCACCUCCAGAUGUUGUUUCGUGACAGACCGAGGGUCGCCUCCGCUCGCCAAAGCAGCCAGUCCGCUUCGUUCUAUUGUUUUGAUUGUCAGCUGAGAGCUCAGCCCGUCGAUCUCUCUGACUCGGAUGCACAGGAGAUGGAUGCGGAAGGAGUGAUCCAGUACUUCCGCACGGAGGCGCCGCAUCGAGUACACCCGCUGAUUGACGAGGACUGCGCUGUCUGCUCUCAGCGUCAGCGGAAGUUCUUCACGGCAGAGAAGAUGACAGCGAGCCUGGACUCCAGCACGAUCUCACACAUCUGUAGAAUCAACUCCAUGGAAUACUUCAAACAGCAGCAUGACUCCAACAUCGGUGACGCCCCUGAGAGACCGCUGCAAGGUUGUCCUGAACCUUUCCUCAGAGUUUGCAAGAGAUACCUCCAAGGAUCCCAUAGGCAAGUCAAUGAUCGCUGA